Messenger RNA from Plenodomus lingam JN3, 2838 nucleotides. RefSeq lists its product as uncharacterized. Lineage: Eukaryota; Fungi; Ascomycota; Dothideomycetes; Pleosporales; Leptosphaeriaceae. Gene Ontology annotation, biological process: calcium ion transmembrane transport; intracellular calcium ion homeostasis. The record is from RefSeq and is a predicted model, not a curated record. Gene Ontology annotation, cellular component: membrane. Gene Ontology annotation, molecular function: calcium ion binding; calcium channel activity.
AUGACAGGCAACGCCCGAUCACCCUCCACGAGGUCUUUCCGCCAUUCAAGCCACGGCUUCCAACCGCUGAGCGGUGUCGGCGACAACAUGAAUGAUCGAUCCACCGAUAUCCCUCUGCAGACGGUUGUGAGCCAUACACCCUCGCACUCUUCGCCUACCUACAAAGAUGAAAAGGCGGAGAAGACGGGCAUCUUCCACAGGGGCCGCAGACAGCUAGUCAAGUUCGACUCGAGGACGGGUGCGCCGUUACCGCCCCGUGCUGGCCAGGAGGAGAAGACGGCCCUCAAUCACAUGGGCAGAAUCUACACCAAGAUUCUCAACUACAGCAUCAUUACCCGCUACAUGAUCUAUGUCGCCCCGAUCGCCCUCCUACUCGCCAUUCCCAUUAUUCUCUCGCAAACAGGCACCAUCACGGGCAACAUCAGCGGCACCAACCAGAAGAAGUUUUGGAUCUGGAUCGAAAUCAUUUGGCUCAGUUUCUGGGUCAUGAAGAUUGUCGCCCACUUCUUGCCCAAUGUCUUUGAGUUUCUUAUUGGCGUUGUUAGCCCUGGUGUCAAGAAGUAUGCCCUGCUCCUGCGCGCCGUCGAGAAGCCCAUUUCCUUUGUUUUCUGGAUGAUUGUCAACCAAGCGACCUUUCCUGCGCUUGUGCGACCCGUCCCGGGACUCAAGGAACGGCCAUCGUGGAUUACCACAAUGCAAUCGGUUCUGCUUGCCUUGCUCGUCUGCACCAUUAUUAUCCUUGCAGAACGCGUUUUCAUUCAGUUGAUCAGCAUCAGCUACCACCGCAAGCAGUUUGACGACAAGAUUAAAGAGUCGAAGCGCAACAUCUACCUAUUGGGCAUUCUGUACGACACUUCCAGAGCGCUCUUUCCUGCGUACUGCAACGAGUUCGCCGAGGAGGACUACAUUAUCCAGGACACUAUUCUUGAUUUGGGCCUGGGCAGCAAGAAAGGCACGGCCAAGCACGGUCGUUCUGGAAGUCGGACACCCAUGCGCCUCAUCCAGGAGGUCGGGCGUGAUGCUGGCCGCAUCGGUGAUAAGAUUACCUCUGUGUUUGGCAACAUUGCUUCUGAAAUCACGGGCAAGAAGGUUUUCGAUCCCAACUCGGCGCAUUCUGUUGUCUUGACGGCUCUGGAGCGCAAUAAGAGCUCCGAGGCUCUCGCGCGGCGAAUCUGGAUGUCCAUGGUAGCAGAGGGCAAGGACAAUUUGUACCUGGAUGACCUUUUGGAGGUCAUGGGCGCAGAGCGUCAGGAAGAAGCCGAAGAGUGCUUUGCUGCGCUGGACCGGGAUGGAAAUGGCGACAUCAGUCUAGAGGAGAUGAUUAUGACUGUCACCGACUUUGCCAGGCAGCGCAAGUCGAUCAACUCCAGUAUGCAUGAUGUCGAUCAGGCUAUUAGCGCUCUCGAUGGUCUCAUCUUGACCAUUGCUCUGAUUGUCUGCAUCUUCACAUUCAUUGCCUUCCUGGCUCCCGGGUUCCGCGCCACACUGACCACGUCUGCCACGGCGCUCCUCUCUUUGUCCUUUGUCUUUGCCACGACUGCGCAAGAAGUCCUGGGUUCUUGCAUCUUCUUAUUUGUCAAGCACCCAUAUGACAUUGGCGAUCGUGUUGACAUCACGAGCGAGCAAUUGACCGUCGAGCACAUUGCCCUACUCUACACCGUCUUCAAGCGCGUCAGUAAUGGAAAGACUGUGCAGAUUCCAAACAUUGUUUUGAACGCUCUAUGGGUGGAAAACAUCACCCGAAGCAAGGCGAUGAGGGAGCAGGUUUCGGUCUUUUGCGCAUUUGACACUUCCUUCGAGGACAUCAAUUUGCUCAAGCAGGAAAUGACAAACUUCGUCCGCGACCCAGCCAAUAGCCGCGAAUUCCAUCCCGACAUUGACAUCGAGGUCGUCAGCAUUGAGCAGAUGGACAAGCUGGAGCUGCACGUCGAGAUCCGCCACAAGAGCAACUGGUCCAACGAGUCUCUGCGCGCAUCCCGGCGAUCCAAGUUCAUGUGCGCCUUGGUCCUUGCCUUGCGCAAGGUUCCCAUUUACGGUCCUGCAGGCGGAGACGCUGCUUUGGGCUCGGCAGACAAGCCUACGUGGUCUGUCGCUGUACCACCUGCCGACGCUGUUGCGGCAUACAAGGCAUAUCAAGAUCAGGCCAACGCCAGUCGUCUCGUCCCUCUGAGCAAGCCAGACGACAACAACGAUAGCGGCAAGUCCACCGGUACCGACUACCUCGGCGUGGGAGCCCGAGGCGAAAGCAACGCCAUCAACGCCAUCAAUAACCGUAAACCCGGCCUUGACACGAUUCGCGACGACACGUGGGAAGCACGUGGCGACGACGUCAGCACGCUCGGCCGCCCCAGCACAGACGCCCGCCCCGAUCUCGACGAGAUCCGCGGCAUGAUGCGCAAAGCCAGCUCCGUCGGCAAGCGCAAAGGCGGCUCCACCCUCUCCCCCUACGGCUCCCGCCAAUCCGUCGACACCAUCCGCCAAAACAUCCCCCCACCCCUCCCCCUUUCCGUCAACCCAAGCAACGGCAACACCACCCAACCCUACGCGCCUCCACCCUCCUCUGGCCCAACCUCGAAUCCACAGUCUUUCCUCCCCCGCACCAGCACCCUGCCGGGCUCUCCAACCUCCAUCUCCACGGGUUAUGUAGAGGAAUACCAGUUCCAAACCCUCGCUCCGCCGCCCCGCUCCAAUAGCCGUCCACCUGCUGCGCAUGUGGAAGAAGACGAGGGCGAGAGACGAUGGGACGGCAAUGCUGGUGCGGCCGGUCAGUCGACGAAUCCAUUUUAUCACCCGCCUGGGGCGGCAGAGACGCAGGGAGGGGCGUUGAAGCGAGAUUAG